Messenger RNA from Bursaphelenchus okinawaensis, 1399 nucleotides. NCBI's taxonomy places the organism in Eukaryota, Metazoa, Nematoda, Chromadorea, Rhabditida, Aphelenchoididae. The record is from the annotation of a GenBank genome assembly.
AUGUCCCAGUACCAUUCCCGUACGCCGUCUGGCCAUCCGGGACCCAGAUCACCAGCACCACCUCCAGCUGGUCAACCCGGUCCACCCCCAAGCACUUUCGAAACUCAUGAGAUUCCACCAUCAGAACGGCUUCAGAUUCCAGAUAUUCGAAUCAAACGUUCCGGAUCAGCUACACCACUACAGUUUGGUUCAACUCCACAAAACUACUCUGGACCACCACCUCAAAACUACAGUGCUAAUAAUCCUCAAAAUUUCGGACCAUCACCACAAAACUAUGGUCCGUCUGAACAUAACGUGCCUGUCCGUGCUCACGGCCAGCCUCCAGCCGCAUUCCAGAACGAUGCAUUCUUUAAUGAAAGAAUCACAAUCCCUCGACCGGUCGCUAUGAACGAACAAGAGCACUUUUCUACCGAAGAGUACGACAACAAGGACCGCGGGAACAUUGAUGAAGAGGAACAUUCGUACGACAAGCAAGUCCGUCAUUCUCACUUCCGUUCCGGCUCACUGCCAGCGAGACGUUUUGGCGAACGCUCAUUGUUUGCCGACCGGUCGAUGUACGAUGAGCGUGGUGAUGCCGCAGCUCGAGGUGGUGGCUAUCAUUACAGAUGGAACUAUCAUCAUGGACCAGAGAGACGAGAGGCUCUACCUCCACCUGGAUAUGAACAUAGAGAACUGACUAAUGAACCGUGGAGAGAAUAUGAACAGAGAAGAGAGACGGUUAAUUCAGAGAGAUUCAGGAGUGAACAGGCUUUCAGAGAGGAGCAACAGAGACGAGAGGAGGAAGAGAGAAGACGGUUUGGGAGUAGUCAGCAGAGAAGUCAGGCUUACAGAUCGGCUAGUGUUGGUCCGGUUGGAAAUGCAGGUAAAGGUAGUAUAAAGCAGGGUUGUGUGGAGCAGGGUAGGGUACAGUAGGGUUCACUAAAGUUGAGUAAAGUAGGAUAAAGUAGGCGUAGGAUAAAGUAAAAAUUCAAAAAAAAAUUUUGAAAAAAUAAUCAAAAUUUUAGGAGAACGCUACGCCUACGAAGAGCACUACAGUGGUGGUCUAGGCUCAAACUACCGACCAGAGUACUCAACCACACUUCGUCGUGACGCCCGUAGUCAACAACGAAGCUCUCACAUGCAAAGUCAAGGUCGCCAAGCUGGAGGUGGAUCUUCAGGCUGGGCCUUCUCAUCAUGGGGCAACGGUAAUCGCUACGGCCAACCGAUCAAAGAGCAACGCUACAAGAAGAUCAGAUGUUGUUGCUUUAGUUUCUACUGGCCUCCAUGGGGAUACGAGGAUUCUGAGCCUCCACGGCCAAUGUAUCCUAAGGCGCCUGGUCCUCCGCCAACGCCAGCUCAUCUCGGACCUCCACCACCGCUUGAAGACUAUCAUGGUGGACCUCAGAAACGGCCAUACUAA